AUGCGCUCCGAAUUAUUUGAUAUUAGGACAAGUGACAUCAAUGGCACCGCUGAUCCAUUGGAAGUUGCCCAUCCCAGGCUUCCUGCAGCACUUCGGAAUCACCGAGUCGGCCGUGCAGAGGCAGCUCGUGAACCUCCUCCAGGUCAGUGCCGGCCCGGUCCGGGGAUGGUCCGGGGCGGGGACCAGGACCGGGAUGAGCUCGUUUGGUUUUUGCCCCCAUCGCUGACGGAUCUCCUGAACCGACUGGGGAUCACCGUGAGCCAAACGGAACAGCUGAUCCGCUGGGACACGACCUCGGUCGUGUCUUCCCUCAUCACCUACGCCGUGCCGAUCGUCCUCGUAGCGGUCGUCAUGGGAUAUGCCUGGAUCGUGUUCGGACUGGUCCAGUUCGAAGUGGCUGCUGUAGGAAACUCACCGAAACGGCAAGACGAAUUUCCCUCUGACUUCUACCCAUUGGACGCCUACCCUUCGGGCGCUUACCCUUCGAAUGUCUACUCUUUGGAUGCGAACAUCUCGGACACCAACCUUUCGGACGCCAACCCUUGGGGCGUCAACCCUUCGAGCGCUUACCCUUCGGGAGCUUACAAUUCGGACGCUUACCCAUCGGACCCUUACCAUUCGGACGGCUCGCCAUCUGACGUCUACCCCUCCUACGUCUACCAACAUCCCAUACGUCAGGACCAAAACAACAAUAACAACCUAUUCAACAACAACCUAUUCUCCAGUGAACCUCAAACAAGCAUCAACGAAUCCCAUAGCCAACCCAUCAAUGACGGGAACUCGAAAGAGGAUUCGCAUCAAGAAAAGAAGAAAAAGGGAGUCAAGAAAAUCAAGAUGAAAGGCCCAAAAGCGCGCAAGAUGUCGUUUAAAGACUUCUUGGAGGGCAUGCCUGUCUUGGGUCAUGCGAUCGCCGUGGGGCAUCACGUCGUCGGGGACGCGGAGGGCGGUGAGCGCGCCAUGCAAGCGGCGAAUCGCACGACCGGGCUGGUCGUGGGGACGACGGUGGGCGUGGCGGCGGGUGCUGUGGGUGCCGUGGCGGGCGCGGCGGGAGGCAUCGUGGCGGGAGGGCUGAGCGGGAUGGCGUCCGGCGGGAUGAAGGGAAUGGCGGCUGGCGGGAGAGGAGGAAUGGAGGGAGCAAAGUCCGGCCUGCAAUUGGCCGAGGAUCUCGGCAAGGGAAUUCGACCGGAAAACUGA
Messenger RNA from Darwinula stevensoni, 1194 nucleotides. The record is from the annotation of a GenBank genome assembly. Lineage: Eukaryota; Metazoa; Arthropoda; Ostracoda; Podocopida; Darwinulidae.